AAUUUCAAAAUCUGUCAUGAUUAUAUAAUACCAAAAGAUGUAGCAUAUAAAAUUGAAGCUUCAAAGUGCUUGUGAGUUGUGACUUACACCAUUAAGAGUACAACUCUACCAUUCAAUAUACUCACCACAAACUUGCCAAAGAUGAGAAGACAAAUUUUCGUCCAUCUUUUCAUUGCAUGGCUUCUGCUUGCAGUUUCUGCACUCAAUCACGUCACUGCGAAUUUUCAGGCUAUUCAACCAGUUGAUUUCAAGCUCAGAAAACUGCAGGCUACGGCUACCUCAAAGCCACAUGGUGAAGAUGUCAUACCUUCAUGGGUUACAGAAAAGAAGACUCGUAAAAGCCCAUCAGGGCCGAACCCAAUAGGGAAUCACCGCCCACCAACGAAACCAUAAAGAGAUGAAAACACUCAUUCAACAUCAGCAUUCAGUAGAUACAUCAAUAACUGUUUCUCUAAUAUCAUAGGAGAUUAAUGGAUUAGUGUAUUCUACUCUUAGGAGCAUUGUGUUUGUACAUAAAUGAUAUUUAAUAUUCUUAUCUUACAAAUUAUCAGCCAAUGCA
This is a messenger RNA of Trifolium pratense (red clover), 559 nucleotides long. RefSeq names its product CLAVATA3/ESR (CLE)-related protein 46. The coding region runs from base 142 to 393 and encodes 83 amino acids. Lineage: Eukaryota; Viridiplantae; Streptophyta; Magnoliopsida; Fabales; Fabaceae. The transcript is spliced from 3 exons. The record is from RefSeq and is a predicted model, not a curated record.